Messenger RNA from Penicillium canariense, 2817 nucleotides. RefSeq names its product C-1-tetrahydrofolate synthase. Gene Ontology annotation, molecular function: methenyltetrahydrofolate cyclohydrolase activity; methylenetetrahydrofolate dehydrogenase (NADP+) activity; ATP binding. Gene Ontology annotation, cellular component: cytosol. The transcript is spliced from 5 exons. The coding region runs from base 1 to 2817 and encodes 938 amino acids. NCBI's taxonomy places the organism in Eukaryota, Fungi, Ascomycota, Eurotiomycetes, Eurotiales, Aspergillaceae. Gene Ontology annotation, biological process: tetrahydrofolate interconversion. The record is from RefSeq and is a predicted model, not a curated record.
AUGGCGUCCAAGAUUGACGGUACCGCGAUUGCCAAGAGCAUUCGCGAGGGCCUGAAGGCCGAGAUUGAGAAGACUCAAGUGGCCAACCCUCGAUUCAAGCCGAGUCUGGUGAUCUUCCAGGUUGGCAAUCGGUCCGAUUCUAGCACCUAUGUGCGCAUGAAGCUGAAGGCCGCUGAAGAGACCAACAUCAUCUGCACCCUCAUCAAUGUCCCCGAAACGAGCACCGAGCUGGAGCUUCUUCAGGAGAUCACACAGGCCAACAAUGAUCCCUCCGUUCACGGUAUUCUGGUCCAAUUGCCUCUACCCGGCCACAUGUCCGAGCACACCAUCACUUCGGCCGUUGCAGACGAAAAGGAUGUCGAUGGAUUCGGCGCGAUCAACAUUGGCGAGCUGGCCAAGCGUGGUGGCCGGCCCUUGUUCGUUCCUUGCACUCCGCUUGCUGUCAUGGAGCUGCUGAAGGCUAGCGGUGUUGACCCCGCGGGCAAGGAAGCUGUUGUUCUGGGCCGUAGUGAUAUUGUUGGCAGCCCUGUCAGCUACCUCCUCAAGAAUGCCGACGCUACCGUCACUGUGUGCCACUCCAAGACUCCUGACAUUGCUCGCGUUGUGAAGAACGCAGACAUCGUUGUCGCCGCCAUUGGCCAGACCGAGAUGGUCAAGGGUGACUGGUUGAAGCCUGGUGCUGUCGUCAUUGAUGUCGGUAUCAACUAUAAGCCCGAUGCGACCAGGAAGUCUGGUCAGCGUCUGGUUGGCGAUGUCGAUUUCGAGUCUGCUUUCCAAGUGGCCUCGCAGAUCACCCCCGUUCCUGGCGGUGUUGGUCCGAUGACUGUGGCUAUGCUGCUGAAGAACGUAGUCCACGGUGCUAAGGCCUACUUUGAGAAGCAGAAGGACCGCCACAUCACGCCUCUGCCUAUUCGACUGCAGACUCCCGUUCCUUCCGAUAUCGCCAUCUCCCGUGCCCAAUGCCCCAAGCAUAUUACCAAGGUUGGUUCUGAGGUUGGCAUUGCUCCCCACGAGCUGGAGCCCUACGGCCACACCAAGGCUAAGGUUAGCCUCGAAGUCUUGGACCGCCUUACCCACCGUCGCAAUGGACGAUAUGUUCUAGUCUGCGGUAUUACUCCGACUCCUCUUGGCGAGGGCAAGUCCACUACUACUCUGGGUCUCACCCAGGCCUUGGGUGCUCACCUGAAUCGCAUUGUCUUUGCCAACGUCCGCCAGCCCAGCCAAGGCCCUACUUUUGGUAUCAAGGGUGGUGCUGCCGGUGGUGGUUACAGUCAGGUCAUUCCCAUGGAUGAGUUCAACCUGCACUUGACUGGUGAUAUCCACGCGAUCACCGCCGCCAACAACCUUCUCGCGGCGGCAAUUGAGACCCGCAUGUUCCACGAGUCUACACAGAAGGAUGGCCCUCUCUACAAGCGGCUUGUCCCCGCCAAGAAGGGCGUGCGGGAGUUCAAACCCAUCAUGUUCCGGAGACUCAAGAAGCUUGGUAUUGAGAAGACCAACCCCGACGACCUUACCGAAGAUGAGAUCCACAGAUUCGCCCGUCUCGACAUCGACCCGGAGACCAUCACCUGGCGCCGCGUUCUCGAUGUCAACGACCGCCACCUUCGUGGUAUCACCGUCGGCCAGGCUCCCACUGAGAAGGGCCAUACCCGUGAGACUGGAUUCGACAUCUCCGUCGCCAGUGAGUGCAUGGCCAUUCUGGCGCUCAGCAACAGCCUGGAGGAUAUGCGCGAGCGUUUGGGCCGCAUGGUGGUCGCUACUUCUCGGAGCGGCGACCCCGUCACUUGCGACGAUAUCGGCGCCGGCGGUGCCCUCGCUGCGCUGAUGAAGGAUGCCAUCAAGCCCAACCUUAUGCAGAGUUUGGAAGGUACCCCCGUCCUAGUGCACGCCGGACCGUUCGCCAACAUCAGUAUCGGCGCCAGCUCGGUAAUUGCCGAUAAGCUGGCUCUGAAGCUGGCUGGUACCGAGCCUGACGAGGACCACGACUCCAAGACCGGAUUUGUGGUCACUGAGGCCGGCUUCGAUUUCACUAUGGGUGGUGAGCGGUUCUUCAACAUCAAGUGCCGCUCGUCAGGUCUGUCUCCCGACACCGUCGUCAUCGUGGCUACAGUCCGUGCUCUCAAAGUCCACGGUGGCGGCCCGGAGAUUAGCCCCGGCGCCGCCCUGCAUGAGAUCUACCGUACCGAAAACGUCGAUAUUCUCCGCGCGGGCUGUGUCAACCUGCGCAAGCACAUCGCCAAUGCCAAGCAGUACGGCGUCCCCGUCAUCGUCGCGAUCAACCGCUUCGAGACCGACACUGAGGCUGAAAUCGCCAUCAUUAAGGAGGAGGCCAUUGCUGCGGGUGCGGAGGAUGCCAUCCCGGCUAACCACUGGGCCGAGGGUGGAGCCGGCGCCGUCGACUUGGCCAAGGGCGUGCUCGCGGCUAGCUCCAAGCCCAAGGACUUCAAGCUGCUGUAUGACCUGAACGGCAGCAUUCAGGAGCGCAUAGAGUGCAUUGGCAAAGCGAUGUACGGCGCGGCGAAGGUCGAGUUCAGCGAGCUCGCCCAGAAGAAGGUUGAUACCUACACCAAGCAGGGCUUUGCCAACCUGCCGAUCUGUAUCGCCAAGACGCAGUACUCGCUCAGCCAUGACCCAGCCUUGAAAGGCGCCCCAACCGGGUUUACUGUACCCAUUCGGGACGUUAGAUUGGCCGUGGGUGCUGGAUAUCUCUAUGCUCUGGCAGCCGACAUUCAGACAAUUCCCGGCCUGCCUACUGCACCGGGCUACCUUAAUGUGGACAUCGACACCGAGACCGGGGAGAUCGACGGACUGUUCUAG